Glossina fuscipes is the source of this 4811-nucleotide messenger RNA. It is a transcript of the gene CycT, whose product is annotated as cyclin-T. The transcript has 6 exons. The record is from RefSeq and is a predicted model, not a curated record. Gene Ontology annotation, biological process: positive regulation of DNA-templated transcription, elongation; regulation of transcription by RNA polymerase II. Lineage: Eukaryota; Metazoa; Arthropoda; Insecta; Diptera; Glossinidae. Gene Ontology annotation, molecular function: cyclin-dependent protein serine/threonine kinase activator activity. Gene Ontology annotation, cellular component: cyclin/CDK positive transcription elongation factor complex; nucleus. Bases 699 to 4352 code for a protein of 1217 amino acids.
UUUCUGUGAGAAGUUAAUUUCUAUCUUUUUUUCUGGGAAAUAUUGCGAUUUGUGCAUUGAUUUUGCACUAAAAACACAAUAAAAUUGUGAGGAAACGAUGUCUAAUUGAUUUAACAUCAUUUGGAGUUUCUUAUUACGUAAUUUUUAGUGUUUUAUAUGGCGGUAUUGUGGAGUGAUUUCUGUGAUUGAAAAAUUUUAUUCUUUCAUAUAUUCAACGACGUUUUUCUAGUGAAGAAACGAAUAUAUAUUGUGUUUGUGUGUAUAUAUUUCGAAACAACUCGUGGCUUCAUGGCAUACUAAAAGUUUAACGGAAUUGAAAACGAAUUCCGUGAAACUCCAUAAUUUUUAAUUGCAAGCACGAUACCACAAACAUUUGUGUCGAAAAACUCCGUCGAAUUGGUUUAAAAUUUGCCAUCGAUUUGGCAAAAUAACCACUUGAGACUGAUUUGGGAUGCAAGUGUAGUGACGUCGACGUCGUGCGUAAAAGCAGCGGAGAGCAAAAUAAAAAAAAAAUAAAUAAAAACGCAGCGCAGCAGUAAUAAUCAGUAGAGUUUAAGACGACUGUGCAAACCCUUGUUUACUAAUGUACGUAUAACUAACACGCCGGCGAUAAUGUUGUUUGCAAGUUGUUGAAUUUGAAUUCAACUACUUUUUUAGUCGUGUCCUUUGUUAACAACAUUUUCUCACUGAGCUUUAAUAUGAGUGGUGUCCCUAGCCCUUUGUCUCGCUGCAGUGGCGAAAAAGACAAAGAUUCUAUGUGGUAUUUCACGUCAGAGCAGUUGGCGAAUUCUCCUAGUAGACAGCAGGGCAUUAGUGCUGAUCAGGAGCUCUCCUAUCGCCAAAUGACAGCCUAUCUCAUUCAAGAAAUGGGUCAAAGGCUUCAAGUCUCCCAGUUGUGCAUCAACACUGCCAUUGUAUACAUGCAUCGUUUUUAUGCUUUUCACUCCUUUACACAUUUUCAUCGCAACGGUAUUGCCGCAGCAAGUCUUUUCUUAGCCGCUAAAGUUGAAGAACAACCGCGUAAACUGGAACAUGUCAUUAAAGCAGCCAAUAAGUGCCUCAAUCAGCCUAUUUCUUCUACUACGGAUAACAAUUAUAUGGAACAGGCAACGGAUUUGGUAUUCAAUGAAAAUGUUCUACUCCAAACAUUAGGAUUUGACGUGGCAAUCGAUCAUCCACAUACACAUGUUGUGAAGACAUGCCAAUUGGUUAAGGCUUGCAAAGAUUUAGCCCAAACUUCUUAUUUUCUGGCCUCCAACAGUUUGCAUUUGACUUCAAUGUGUUUGCAAUACAAGCCCACAGUAGUGGCCUGCUUCUGCAUCUAUUUAGCUUGUCGGUGGUCCCGUUGGGAGAUUCCUCAAUCUACAGAAGGAAAACAUUGGUUUCAUUAUGUAGAUGAGACAGUGACAAUGGAUUUACUGAAGCAACUCACUGAAGAAUUUAUUGCAAUAUAUGAGAAAAGUCCGGCUCGUCUAAAGUCUAAAUUAAAUUCCAUAAAAGCUCUAGCUCAGGGUUGUAAUCGUAAUCAGGGGCAGGUUAAGGACAAAAAACCUGAUCAAGACUGGAAGGUGGCCGACGUAAUGAAAAUGUAUCAGCCUGCUGAUAGCGUUCCGGUUAGUGGUAAUAGCGGACAAACUCAAUCGUCUUCAUACACAGCAGCAGGUCAGGGACCUAUGUCGAAUGAUCAACCUCAACCAACUGGACAAAGUGUACCACCUCCCAUGUUACCUCCACCAUCUCAUCAAUCUCAGCAAAUACGCAAAUCGGAUAUGCAUUCAAGUAGUCAACAUCGCUCUCACCAUACUUCGUCGACGUCAUCCUCACAUCAUCCUUCCAAAAUAGGUUUUGCCUCGGCCGACGUCCAAGAUCACAAAGUCAGCAGUCAUAAACAGCAACCUCAGCAGUCGUUUGGUAGCAACAUUAAUCGGCCCCGCGAACAUUCUGGCGCUCAUCCUCAGGCGUUAAUGACUUCAUCGAAGAGUUCGAAUAAUCGUUCGUCAUUGUCGGGAAAUUUGGCCGGGCAAAAUUUUUCACGUCCGCAAUCGCAAGGUCAUCUUUUAGAUGGAAAUUUUCACAAAUCGCGUGAUCGCAAUUUGUCAUCAGUGCCAGCUCCCGUUGGUAUUAAUAUGCCCGCUCAUGCCAUGUCACACAAAGUGUCUCAGAAACAGGAUCCUAAUCGAUCAUUGGCUAAAGAAUCAGCAGCGCGAUUACCGACAGAAUCACAGUCUCUCAAAACAAGCGGAGCCCACAGCAACAGUAAUAAAAUAUUUUCUUCUUCCUCCUCAUUGCAAUAUGGUGGUAGCAAUAGCCAACAACAAAUGCCUCCUUCCAAUACUAGUAAUUCACAAACAGGCGGCACAAAAAUGGAUGUUUUGCAUGAUAUGUCCCGCAAUAUAAUGCACAACUCCCGAAAUUAUAAUAAUGUUCCCACAAAUGGUCCUACGCCACCUUCUAGCUUUCAUCAACAACAACAGCAGAUGUCACGUCAUAGCACCAACGGCAACAACUCUAAUAGUAUAAAACAUGAACAGUCUAAACAAAUGUCCGUCCAUAUGCAACAACAAACCAACACUUCUACACACCACCAACACCACCAUCAUCACCAUAAACAAAUACUUCCCUUGGAAACCGCGUACGCGGGGUCAAGCGGAUCUCACGAUUUAACUCAGCAAUCCCAAUCACAUUCUUUCACAAAUAUGCGUCCUAUCGAAUCUCUACAGCAUUCCGAUGAUCAUGCAAACACUCAAUUCAACGCGCACCUUACAACUACAGGAGGCAUUACUCAGUCACAGAAUGUAGCUAAAGCUGCUAAUUCUAUGUUCAGUCCGGAUUGGAUAGAAAAAGCCCACGUUCAACAACAUCUACAAUCACAAAGCCAUUCAACGCUAGGUUCUAAUUAUAAUGGAAUCAUGAACGCACAUUCUGCUCCUGACAACUAUAUCUACAAAAUGCCUCAAAGUACAUCAACUACUACUUCUAAAGAAAGUCCCACUAAAGUAAAAAGUGAACGCGAUUCAUCAAAAAAAGAUAAAAACCGCAACACCGACUCAUCACUUAUAAAUCGCUCAAGUAUACCACACACGUUAUUAAAAACGUCUUUAAAUAAAAAAGUAGAAUCAAGUCUAAUGCAUUCUAAUGAACUUGCUGGUACGAGUUGUAAUAAUAAUAACAGUAGCGGUGGUAUUGUCGGCAUUAAAAGGUCAAAUGAACAGUUGAUAUUUAAACAUGAAGACGACAUAUCGGCGCGUGAUAAUAAAAUUCGCAGGCUUGACAAUAUAAACGAUAUAAAUAAGCAUCAGGUAGUGAAUGGCAUUGAAACUAAUCCUGACAUGGUGAGAAAUCUGUUGAAAGAGAGCCUUUGUACAACCAGUGGUCUUCUCAAAACAGAAACGAUAACGCCCAGUUUACAACCACCUACUGAACUAUUGGAACCAUCGGCUACUACGUCGGCAGCAACUAGUUCUAUUUUAUCUACCACCGGCGGGAAUACAAAUACAUUACCGAGCGUUUCGGGUAUAAGUGCAAUGGAGGUAGAUGAUCAUACAGCCUCAGGCAGCAAAUCGGAAAAGAAAAAGAAAAAAGACAAACACAAGCAUAAAGAAAAGGACAAAUCAAAGGAUCGUGAAGAACGCAAAAAACACAAAAAGGACAAAGAUCGCCACAAAGAAAAGGAUCGAAGCGAUACCGCGGAUAAUACUGAGCAUGUGAAGAUCAAAAUAUCCAAAGAGAAGCUCGAACACGUUUCUGGUGAACCGAUUGGACUGAAAAUUAAAAUACCUAAAGACAUAAUACAGGGCGAUCUGAAUACUAAUUCCAAUGCAGCAACGAGCAAUGCAGAUAUGCAAAGCAAUCAUGCACCGCCUGUGCUGAAAAUAAAAAUAUCCAAAGAUAAACUUGAAAGCUACAGCAGUGGUUCGUCAAUGGAUACCGGCAGUCAACCAACUGCUCACCAUUAUGGACAUAGCAAAUCCCUAACAUCAAAUUACGCAGCGUAUAGUAAUUCACACGCGAAUGUCUCGACAAAUAUGCAUAAUAGUAGUGGUAACAAUAGUGGAACUAGUAAGAAGAGAGAUCGAGAUCGUGAUCGUGAAAGAGAUAAAGAACGCGAUAAAGACAAGAAACGUCAUACCAAUCAUGAUUCAUCAUCCAAAACAAGUGGGAAUAAUGUUGCCUUGAUGGCCUCCUUGAAUGGAGCGGGAUCAACAGCUACAAACGGUCCGAUAACGGGUUCCCACGGUGGCACUACGAGCUCGCAAAAGGGUCAAUACUCCAGCAAGAUAUAUCAUCACAAUCAUAUGAGUCAACUGUUUGGAGAAUCAAAUGAUGACGACGAUGAUGAUGAUAUUUACUGAAUAAUUGUGUAAAUGAGUUCCUUUCGUGCGUCGUGCAUUCUUGCUGAGCUACAGAAAGCCAAACAGCAUACAGUUAGCAUAUUAGGGAAAAAUUUCAAUUAAUCUUGCUUUUUUCACUUUAUUUUCUUUCAACUUAUCCUGCCAAAAAGGAUAUAAGGUUUAAUUCAGCUUCUUCUUCUCCUCAAUUACAUAUACAAAAUUUUCAAAAAAAGAAUAUUCUUUUAGUCGCGAACAGCUUAUAGUCGUAUUUUUCUUAUUAUUUUCUUAUAAAUUUAUUAAUUUUUUUAUACAUACAUAAACAAACAAAACUUAAAUAAGUGCGAACAUUUAUGAAUAAUAUAUACUUAUAUACAGCUGUUUUAUUUUAAGUCUACAUUAUGAAUGAUUACCAAAAAGGGAAAAAGAGGAGAAAAUAUGUUAAAAUAUAAAAAAUAACAAUGAGAUUAAGAAAAAAUUAAA